AUGCAUCAACAAGCAAGGAUACCCCAGAGGAAAGCCUCAUCGCCCGCGCCAUCGCCACAGCUUCCUUCCUCUCGGGGUGCGCCCAACGCUGAUGCCGGCAUCGGCGGAGCUCGCCCUAGGGCGGGACCAACUCUCUCCAUGAACCAGCCUGCAGCAGCUCCAGCUGUUAGUGAUAGCACACCGGCCUCAGCUUUGCCCAGCGAUUCCGUAAAAAAACUGGACCAGAUUGUGCAGAAUUUCUACACCAAAGCUGCCGCAUUAAUUCUGGACUCAAGGAUGAAGUUGCGGCCCAUACUUAAUUCUAGUGGAGCUCCCAAGGUCAAUAAAUGGUACCAAAUAGAAACAGAUGAGAUCGAUGACUUUCGAGAAGAGCUCAAGACUUGGAAGACAUGCGGCAGUUUGGAAAACCUUCCGCCUCCAAUGGUCAUCGAGGUGUUUCUAGAUGCCUCCUCCUUAAAAGAAAGUCAGAGUCUAAUUACUAUUGACGAACAAGGCAAACGCUGGGAUGUCAUGGAACAGCUGCAGUCGUCCCGCUCAAGUGAAGGCACGUCGCCCAGUACUUUCGGCCGCAACACAGAAGUCGUCUUGGAACGUUGGACGGUGGAGCUGAUGCCCAAUACCUCCAUGCCAACAGAAGACUUUGGUCCCAUCCUCCCAACCAUUUACAAAAAAGCCAUCGUCUUCUUCAGAUCCCUCUUCAUUACCACGAGGCUCUUGCCAGCCUGGAAAUUCACAAGUCAUGGGCGAACAAAGGGCUGCGUUGCGGCUCUCUCCCCUCGUUGCAGGAUACUUAUGCAGCGUCCGCACAGAACAUCGCCAGACCUUCUGAGGAGCCCCAUUGACGGCAAGUCCGAUCCCAUUACGGAAUACAUGUUUGGAGACUUGGAUGUUCCCGUUGGCCGCCUGAGCACGUCAGUUACGUACAGAAACGAUUGCAACUUCAAAAUCGAUGAUGCGGAGUCGCUUUUGAGCUCUAGGUUCAUGGGUAUUGACGAGAACUACUUCAAGCCCUCCAUACCCACGAGAACUGGUUCUCCCAGAGCUACACAACCCGAAGUUGGCUCACUACGAGACCAUCGAAGACGACCUGGCAUCGGUGAUGUUCAACAAACCUACGGCAGUCUAUCAACGUUUCAUGGCGACGGGCCCUUGGGAACCAGUCCCAUCACUGCGCUGAGAUCUGUCAAGCAUCCCGGCUCUGACACAAGCUCCCCGCCAGCCUCGUUGCCGAGGCAAUCAGACUUCGAUGCUCCUCACUCAUUACCCAUUGGCACAAAAGGACAAUCAAGUCGUCAUGCAACCCGACCUGAUGGAUCUUCUAGAAGACCAUCCAUCUCUUUCCAACCAUUCAAGGCGGGCUCUCUCUCGGGCUCUCCCGUACCUCGAUCUCUCGAACCGGAAUCUCCAGCAUCAUUGCAAAGCCGAACCUCAGCUUUCCCACCGAUGCAGCCUAGGCAACGAACAUCACUUACCGCUGGCAUGCCCGCGUCCUUGCGAGGCGGACCUCCGCAACCAACCGAUAUUCCCGUCGUUGGCUCGCCGCGCCCUUCCUCUUCCAGCCGCUAUAGCAGUAGUUUUACCCACCGUCGCAAUCGUCCGUCCAUUAGUGGGCCGAGUAGAGGAGGACCCGAUGAUGAGCAAGGUAGCAGUGGGCGACAGAGCCUGGCCUCCUCGGUGGUUCAACCUGGAUCUGGACUAUUAGCUGAGCCUGAAAACACUAGCUCCGGGUCGCUGCCUGCCGAAGAAGACGACAUCUCCGACUUCUUAAAGAUUCUGGAUAGCAAAAAGACACUCAAGAGUUUCGAGCCAACCAAGCGAGAGUCGGCAACGAAUAAGACCGUUGCGCAGUUGUCCAGGUUUCACCUCAUGAAGGAGUCAAACAACGCCCUGGGAGAUUCCAUGACGUCGUCUAUGCAGCUGCAGCGCUCGUCAAGUAGCUCCAGCCGGCAACUAACGAGUGUACCCGGAAUGGUAGCGCCGGCAUCAAUGUCGCCGUCUUCAUCGUCACCUGGCAAGCCCAUUUCACCACAUACCCCCCAUACGCCCGCUAUUCCAUCUCGCCUCAGCGAAAACUCGAUAGUCGAUCACUCAGACGAGCGUUCUAGAGCAGUUUCUCGAGGAGCACGCCCCGAAGGCCCCUCGAUCCCGGAAACAAGUCGCGAAAGCACCAUUACCCAGGAAGGCACUACUGCUAUCGAUAUACCAUUGUCGCCCCGCCUUGGCUCACAUCAGAGACGAUCAAGUUCGGUUGCACAACAGACCAGGGCGACUGCUGACGACGAAGAAACGGACUUGGCUUUUGCCAAUCGAAGCAUCAGUCUGGGAGCAGAGGAUAGGGAGCCUCCGACUCUCAGCACGCUUCGUCGCCAGUUGCAGCUGCAAGACGAGUCUACCGCCCGUGAAAGCCCGCCCAGCAGCCUGCGACCCGCCCCUGAGAUUCGGUCUGCGAGUGUCUCGGUGGCGAUGCUCCGCGGUUCUACAGAAGAAACACCCCCAGACGGUUUGAUUUCUGUCUCGCAGACCUCGUCGCCGUUUCAACGAAAGCGAUAUACUGGAAUGAGCGCCGGGCGUGGCCAGACACCGCCACCACAGCUCACGCAGUCUGGUAGAGGCAGCUACACGGGUGCUUGCAGCAGCCGCCUCAUCCGUGGAGAUGAUGAGUCGGUCGGCGACGAACCACUCAUGUUUACGCUCUCAGAGAUGGAUGCCCAGGGUCGUCGCAGCAUAGAAGAAGGGCGCGGCAGUGUAAAUACAGGAAGCAAUACCGGCUCAGAGAGAGCCGUAUUUGAGCCUCGCGGCACAACCAGAAGGGGCUGGUAA
Messenger RNA from Beauveria bassiana ARSEF 2860, 2820 nucleotides. RefSeq names its product autophagy-related protein 13. The record is from RefSeq and is a predicted model, not a curated record. Gene Ontology annotation, biological process: autophagosome assembly; mitophagy; piecemeal microautophagy of the nucleus. Lineage: Eukaryota; Fungi; Ascomycota; Sordariomycetes; Hypocreales; Cordycipitaceae. Gene Ontology annotation, cellular component: Atg1/ULK1 kinase complex; phagophore assembly site; extrinsic component of membrane. The transcript is spliced from 3 exons. The coding region runs from base 1 to 2820 and encodes 939 amino acids.